CAGCGGCGGGUGUGAGAGUCGGUCAGGAGCCGCUUCCAGGAUACUGAGAUCCGGAGAAGCCGGGGUCAGAGCGGCUCCUCAAGAGUUACUGAUCUAUGAAAUGGCAGAGAAUGGAAAAAAUUGUGACCAGAGACGUGUAGCAAUGAACAAGGAACAAUAUAAUGGAAACUUCACAGACCCUUCUUCAAUGAAUGAAAAGAAGAGGAGGGAUCGGGAAGAGAGGCAGAAUAUUGUCCUGUGGAGACAGCCACUCAUUACCUUGCAGUAUUUUUCUCUGGAAAUCCUAGUAAUCUUGAAGGAAUGGACCUCAAAAUUAUGGCAUCGUCAAAGCAUUGUGGUAUCUUUUUUAUUGCUGCUUGCUGUACUUAUAGCUACGUAUUGUGUUGAAGGAGCACAUCAACAGUAUGUGCAACGUAUAGAGAAACAAUUUCUCUUGUAUGCCUACUGGAUAGGCUUAGGAAUUUUGUCUUCUGUUGGGCUUGGAACAGGGCUGCACACCUUCCUCCUUUAUCUGGGUCCACAUAUAGCUUCAGUUACAUUAGCUGCUUAUGAAUGCAAUUCAGUUAAUUUCCCUGAACCACCUUAUCCUGAUCAAAUUAUUUGUCCAGAUGAAGAGAGCAUUGAAGGAACCAUUUCUUUGUGGAGCAUCAUCUCAAAAGUUAGGAUUGAGGCCUGCAUGUGGGGUAUCGGUACAGCAAUUGGAGAGCUGCCUCCAUAUUUCAUGGCCAGGGCAGCUCGCCUCUCAGGUGCUGAACCAGAUGAUGAAGAGUAUCAGGAAUUCGAAGAAAUGCUGGAACAUGCAGAGACUGCACAAGACUUUGCUUCCCGGGCUAAACUGGCAGUUCAAAACCUAGUACAGAAGGUUGGAUUUUUUGGAAUUUUGGCCUGUGCUUCAAUUCCAAAUCCUCUAUUUGACCUGGCUGGAAUAACAUGUGGACAUUUUCUUGUACCUUUUUGGACUUUCUUUGGUGCAACUCUGAUUGGAAAAGCAAUAAUUAAAAUGCAUAUCCAGAAAAUCUUCGUUAUAAUAACAUUCAGCAAACACAUAGUGGAGCAGAUGGUGGCUUUCAUCGGUGCUGUCCCCGGCAUAGGUCCAUCUCUGCAGAAGCCAUUUCAGGAAUAUCUGGAGGCCCAGCGGCAGAAGCUUCACCACAGAAGUGAGAUGGGCACACCGCAGGGAGAAAACUGGUUGUCCUGGAUGUUUGAGAAGUUGGUCGUUGUAAUGGUGUGUUACUUCAUCCUGUCCAUCAUUAACUCCAUGGCACAAAGUUAUGCCAAACGAAUCCAGCAGCGGUUGAACUCAGAGGAGAAAACCAAAUAAGCAGAAAAAGGUUCUAAUGGCAGAAAUGAGAAAUGAGUUCUGCCUUAAAUUGGGAGGACUCCAAACCAGGAAGGAAAAUACCCUUUUCCACCCUAUAUCAAUUUAAAAAAAAAAAAAAUGUUUUGUUUUGUUUUCUGAAAACAGUUUAGUCCAUAUUUUGCACUGACACACUUUUCCUUUGUGUGUUAAGGUAAGGUAUCCACCCUCAAUUCAAUCCAGCUUGUGUUUUAUUCAGGUGGAAUGUGAUGUUCAGCAGCGAACUUAACAGAAACCGGGCUUUUCUUUGUUACUUUCAGAAGGCCCACGUGGUACAAUUAAAGAAUUCCGGACACCAAAAACUAGUUCCUAAGUAUGUUGAGUAUGUCAAGCCUUUUAGGCUUGUCAGAAAUGACUCCUUUGUUUUUCUAAGUCAUUAAAGUGUGUAUAAAUUAUACUAGAUUGGAUAACGGUCUUGCAUGUCUAUCAUGGUAAAAUUUAUUUAAUCCUGCCCAACCCUUCCUCUCCUACCUUAAAAAAAAGGCCAUCUUAUGAUGCAUUGCACACCCUCUUGGGAAACUGAUCUUUAAAUUUUGAGACAGUAUAAGAAAAUUCUGAUUGGUGUCUCACGAAUGAGCUGACACCAUUUUUUAUUCUGUAUAUUUAGAAUGAAGUCAUGAACAAACUUUAUAAAGACAUCUUUGAUCAUUCCAAAA
This is a messenger RNA of Puma concolor (puma), 2013 nucleotides long. It is a transcript of the gene VMP1, whose product is annotated as vacuole membrane protein 1. The record is from RefSeq and is a predicted model, not a curated record. Lineage: Eukaryota; Metazoa; Chordata; Mammalia; Carnivora; Felidae.